AUGUUGUGCGGAGUAUCUAGAAAAUCACUUUCACGCGAGGGAACGAUAAAAAAAUUAUUUUGCGAUGAUAAAGGACGUAGGAUAAGAGUGUCCGCGGACUCUUGGAUACCCGGAGAUUGUUCUCUCGAGUUAAAAGUACCCGCGGAAGUACACGUGGAUAGCAAAGUUUUGAAAUUAUCGUCAAGUAUUGCGGAUAUCGUCGGAAGGCCUUGCGUGAAUUUGAUUUUCACUUACCCUUGA
Messenger RNA from Pediculus humanus corporis (human body louse), 240 nucleotides. RefSeq lists its product as uncharacterized. The record is from RefSeq and is a predicted model, not a curated record. Bases 1 to 240 code for a protein of 79 amino acids. The transcript is spliced from 2 exons. Lineage: Eukaryota; Metazoa; Arthropoda; Insecta; Psocodea; Pediculidae.